ACUGUUGACAUCCACAAAGAAAAAGUGGCUCGUCGAGGAAUAGGCACCUUGGCUUCCAGUAAACCAACUGGACACAGACUUAAAAUCAUGGCUCCACCUGAACAAGAGAAGGCAGCAAGAUACAGCAGAAGAGCAAUUGAUCCCUCAGCAUUGGAUCAUUUGGGGCAUGGUGUCACCACAAGUGAACACUCAGAAAAACAACGCCAUCCAAGCUGUGAACUAAAGCCACAACAGCAAAUAGCAGAAAACAAGGGAAGCUUGCGGCAGAAGAUGCAGGGUGGAGGGGCGUCAAAGAGAAGACCACCUUCUAAACCUCCUGUAUCCCCACCAAUGGCCCCCUCUGUCCCUUACUCAGAGCAAGGACUGCCCCCACCCCCCUCUAUACCCUUCCCACCUGCAGGUCCAUUUCUGCCUCCUGAUGACGAUGUCAUUGUUCCUCCCCCUCCUCCUCCUCUGGGAGAUCUGUCUGCUCCAUUGGCUGUUGGCAUUCCAUCUCCUCCACCCCCUCCCGGUAUAGGAGGAGCAGUGCCUGUCCCACCACCACCCCCUGGCAUACCAUCUCCCCCAACCCCUCCCGGUAUAGGAGGAACAGUGCCUGCCCCACCACCACUCCCUGGCACACCAUCUCCUCCACCCCAUCCCAGUAUAGGAGGAACAACUGUUGACAUCCACAAAGAAAAAGUGGCUCGUCGAGGAAUAGGCACCUUGGCUUCCAGUAAACCAACUGGACACAGACUUAAAAUCAUGGCUCCACCUGAACAAGAGAAGGCAGCAAGAUACAGCAGAAGAGCAAUUGAUCCCUCAGCAUUGGAUCAUUUGGGGCAUGGUGUCACCACAAGUGAACACUCAGAAAAACAACGCCAUCCAAGCUGUGAACUAAAGCCACAACAGCAAAUAGCAGAAAACAAGGGAAGCUUGCGGCAGAAGAUGCAGGGUGGAGGGGCGUCAAAGAGAAGACCACCUUCUAAACCUCCUGUAUCCCCACCAAUGGCCCCCUCUGUCCCUUACUCAGAGCAAGGACUGCCCCCACCCCCCUCUAUACCCUUCCCACCUGCAGGUCCAUUUCUGCCUCCUGAUGACGAUGUCAUUGUUCCUCCCCCUCCUCCUCCUCUGGGAGAUCUGUCUGCUCCAUUGGCUGUUGGCAUUCCAUCUCCUCCACCCCCUCCCGGUAUAGGAGGAGCAGUGCCUGUCCCACCACCACCCCCUGGCAUACCAUCUCCCCCAACCCCUCCCGGUAUAGGAGGAACAGUGCCUGCCCCACCACCACUCCCUGGCACACCAUCUCCUCCACCCCAUCCCAGUAUAGGAGGAACAGUGCCUACCCCACCACCACCCCCUAGCAUACCAUCUCAUCCACCCCCUCCCAGUAUAGGAGGAGCUGCAGUGCCUACCCCACCAGCACCCCCUGGCAUUCCAUCUCCUCCACCCCCUCCCAGUAUAGGAGAAGCAGUGCCUGCCCCACCACCAUUCCCCAGUAUACCAUCUCCUCCGCCCCCUCCCAGUAUAGGAGGAGCAGUGUCUGACCUACCACCACCACCUUCGUCAAUGCUUGAUGGUGCAGCUCGAUUACCUGAACUAGAUUCCAUGAAUCCUUUACCCAUACCACCAGAGGAAGGGCUGUCAUUGACACCUAAAAACUACAUUGAAAAAGUGGUGUCCCUGUAUGAAUAUGAACGGCAGCUGGGCGAUGAGCUCACGUUUCAGGAGGGAGUUAUUAUAUAUGUGAUCAAGAAAAAUGAUGAUGGUUGGUAUGAGGGUGUCACAGAAGCAGGCGAAACUGGUCUCUUUCCUGAAAACUAUGUGGCUGUUUGCCUUUAACAUCUUUUAAAUGGGCAUGAAGACCUAGAAGAAAAUUUUCAUUGUUAUAAAUAACCUGCAUAAUUUUGCAUGAACAUGCUUUUACUAGGGAUUCACGUACUGCUCAGUGGCUUUCAUUUGAAUAGCCACAACCAGGAUUUGACUUCAUCCACAGACUGAAAGUUAGGGCCACACUGUACAGCAUAAUCAAGAAAAAGUUCUGCUCAAUAGCUUUCAUCUCAGUCACUCAUUAGGCUUUCAUCAAAGACUUUAAACUUAGUACCACCUUAUACAGCAUAAUGAACAGCAAUGAAUGAAAGUACUGCCCAGUUGCUUUCAUUUGAACGGUCACACUAAGGGUUUCAUGUAUUUUUUAUUCAUUUUAAGCUUGUCAUUUGAGAAAUUUGCACAUUUUUAUAGUGUCCUAGAAAAAAUAAAGUACUGCAGAGUACCUUG
Orbicella faveolata is the source of this 2253-nucleotide messenger RNA. RefSeq names its product abl interactor 2-like. Gene Ontology annotation, biological process: neuron migration. NCBI's taxonomy places the organism in Eukaryota, Metazoa, Cnidaria, Anthozoa, Scleractinia, Merulinidae. The record is from RefSeq and is a predicted model, not a curated record. Gene Ontology annotation, molecular function: signaling adaptor activity; SH3 domain binding. Gene Ontology annotation, cellular component: lamellipodium; SCAR complex; actin-based cell projection.